This is a messenger RNA of Cricetulus griseus (Chinese hamster), 631 nucleotides long. Lineage: Eukaryota; Metazoa; Chordata; Mammalia; Rodentia; Cricetidae. The record is from RefSeq and is a predicted model, not a curated record.
CUCCUGCUCCAGGGGCACAAUGUGGUCCACCAGCAAGGAGGGAUGGAUGGAAGAAGAGCAACAGACUGAGAAUUCAAGACCUCCCCAAAAGAAAGCAAACCUAGCUGCAAUCAAAAGAAAGAAACGUGGCAAGUUUCUUUUACCUAACCUGAGGGACAGGAAAGGAAAACUCUCUUCAUCUCAAGAUGCAGAUCAGGAGAUGUUCAAAUGUGAAUGCCACUUCUGCCAGAAAUAUGGGGGAAGCACGUCUGGGAUGUCUGUGGGUACCAGGACAGAAGAGACCUUUCAUUCACGCUCCUUAGAAAAGCUGGCACUAGACCUCAGUAACAUGACACUCAACCCAUGUACCAACCGUACCCCUCUUAUGCAAAAAAGCACAGAGAAAAUAGAAAAUGACAAUGUGCAUUACAAACAGAACAGCAAGCGUCUAGUUAAAAUGCUUCUUCAGGAAUGGACAGAAUAACUCUGGCCUUGACACCUAAUUUUGAAGAUGACAAGAACCUACAGGAUCGUGAAUGUCAAUAUCACCAACCACUCCCUGGGGUAAUUUCUUUUGGGGCGCAUCCUCAAAAGGAGUAACAAUGUACAGUCUUGUAACAAUAACACCAUCACAGGCUGAGACUCAAACCUA